CGCACAGACACAUUCCUUGAUUCUCCUGUUCCAGGCAGGAAUCCGGGGGCCCCAGGAACUCAUCCCAAGGAAGAGAGGUGGUACAUCGGGUCCAAAUGGGACCCCCCAGCAGCUCCCAGACGUGUCUCUGUUAGGGGGACCCCCCACAGCUCCGAGGGCUUCUGGCCAGUCAGCUCCUCCCCCCCUGCCUGCAGCACACACCGGCCCCAGGGGCUCCGGGUGCCUCGGUCUUGGUCCCGGCCGGCUUUUCCAUCGGGACGCGGCGCUGGGAGCCCUCGCGCCCGACGACAUCCGCAGAGCCCGGGAGGCCAGACGGAAGGUGGACCCGGAGGAGGCAGCUGGGGCUCCUAGGCAGAAGCUCAGCGAGAGAGCCCGGGAGCGGACGGUGCCUGCGUCGCGCGUCGGUCGGCUCGCCAGCUUCGGAGGUCUGGCGAUGGGGCUGGGCAUCGGGGCCCUGGCAGAGGUGGCCAAGAACUCGCUCAAUGGGGAAACGAAGCCAAGGGACGGCAGCGGCUCCGUCCUGGGCUCCAGCCCCUUCCUGUCGGAGGCCAACGCAGCACGGAUCGUGGACACGCUGUGCAAGGUGCGGGGCGCUGCCCUGAAGAUCGGGCAGAUGCUGAGUAUCCAAGAUAACAGCUUCCUCAGUCCCCAGCUGCAGCGGAUCUUCGCGCGGGUGCGGCAGAGCGCGGACUUCAUGCCGGCCUGGCAGACCAGGAGGGUGCUGGCAGAGGAGCUGGGGCAGGACUGGCGGGAGAAGGUGGCCUCCUUUGAGGAGACGCCCUUCGCAGCGGCAUCCAUCGGCCAGGUGCACCUCGGGGUGCUCCGUGACGGGAUGGAGGUGGCCAUGAAGAUCCAGUACCCGGGCAUAGCCCAGAGCAUCCGGAGCGACGUGGAGAACCUGCUGGCGCUGCUGAGGCUCAGCGCGGUGCUCCCGGCGGGCCUCUUCGCUGACAACACGCUGCGGGUGCUGCAGAGAGAGCUGGAGUGGGAGUGUGACUACCGGCGCGAGGCUGAUUGCGCCCGGAGCUUCAGGCAGCUCCUGGCCGGCGACUCUUUCUUUGAGGUGCCCAGGGUGGUGGGCGAGCUGACGACACGGCGGGUGCUGACCAUGGAGCUGGGGAGCGGCGUCCCCCUGGAUCAGUGCCAGGAGCUGCCCCAGGACGUCCGGAAUGAGAUCUGUCUCAACGUCCUGCGCCUCAGCCUGCGGGAGCUCUUCCACUUCCGCUUCAUGCAGACGGAUGCCAACUGGGCCAACUUCUUCUACGACGCUGGCAAGCACCAGGUGACCUUGCUGGAUUUCGGAGCAAGCCGGCCCUUCAGCAGAGAGUUCACCCAUCACUACAUCGAGGUGAUAAAAGCUGCAGCCGACAGGGACAGGGCCAAGGUGCUCCAGAAAUCCAAAGACCUGAAGUUUGUGACGGGCUUUGAGACCAAGGAGUUCGAGGAGGCGCACGUGGACACGGUGAUGAUCCUGGGGGAGCCUUUCUCCACCCCGGGACUCUUUGACUUCAGCGUCCAGAGCACCACGCGGCGGGUGCAGGCCCUGAUCCCCGUCAUGCUGCGCCACCGGCUGACGCCACCCCCCGAGGAGAGCUACGCCCUGCACCGCAAGCUGGCCGGCUGCUUCCUGCUCUGUGCCCACCUGCGUUCCCGCAUCCCCUGCCACGACCUCUUCCAGGAGCUCUACAGGCAGUACUGGGCCCGGGAGCGGGGAGCCUAGCGUCGGGGCGGAGCCUGGGACCCCAAACCGGACCUCCCUGCACCCAGCACCUGGCUGAUCUGCAGCCCUGAGCAACCGGAGCCCUCACUGCCGUGGGCUGGGAACUCAGCCGAGCUCUGGGAGAUGUCUGUGCCCGUAGCCCUGCCAGGCCGUGCCCGCAAGCGUCGCUGUCCUGCACAUUAAAUCCUGGCACCUGG
Molecule: messenger RNA, 1917 nt
Organism: Chelonoidis abingdonii (Abingdon island giant tortoise)
Lineage: Eukaryota; Metazoa; Chordata; Testudines; Testudinidae
Gene: COQ8B
Product: coenzyme Q8B
Biological process (GO): ubiquinone biosynthetic process
Source: RefSeq, a predicted model, not a curated record